Juglans microcarpa x Juglans regia is the source of this 429-nucleotide messenger RNA. Its product is annotated as protein qua-1-like. Bases 1 to 429 code for a protein of 142 amino acids. The record is from RefSeq and is a predicted model, not a curated record. The transcript has a single exon. Lineage: Eukaryota; Viridiplantae; Streptophyta; Magnoliopsida; Fagales; Juglandaceae.
AUGGAUGAGGAUGGGGAUGAAGAUGGUGAGGAGGAUGGAGGUGGAGAUGGCGAAGGUUGUGAUUGUGAUUCAUUGACAUGUGAUGGGGAUGGGGAUAAAACUUGGGAUGGAGAUGGGGAUGGAGGUAGUGAUGGAGUUGCAGGUGGGGAUGGAGGUAGAGAAGAGGAUAAAGAUGGAGAAUGGGUUGGUAUUGGUUCAUUGACAUGUGGUGUGAAAAAGGAUGGGGAUAUAUAUGGAGGUUUUGAUGAUGAUGGAGAUGAAGAUGGGGAUGAGGAUGUAAAGGGAGGUAGGGAUGGGGAUGAAGAAGGUGGUAGUAGUGAAGAUGUGGAUGUGGGUGGAUAUGAAAAAGAAGAUGGAGGUGUGGAUGGGGAUGGGGAUGUGAAAGGAGAUGGAGACAGAGAUGGAGAAGGUGGUGGCAAUGGCUCAUAG